Messenger RNA from Pristis pectinata (smalltooth sawfish), 1009 nucleotides. RefSeq names its product homeobox protein Hox-D5. Gene Ontology annotation, cellular component: nucleus. NCBI's taxonomy places the organism in Eukaryota, Metazoa, Chordata, Chondrichthyes, Rhinopristiformes, Pristidae. The coding region runs from base 40 to 789 and encodes 249 amino acids. Gene Ontology annotation, molecular function: RNA polymerase II cis-regulatory region sequence-specific DNA binding; DNA-binding transcription factor activity, RNA polymerase II-specific. Gene Ontology annotation, biological process: anterior/posterior pattern specification; regulation of transcription by RNA polymerase II. The record is from RefSeq and is a predicted model, not a curated record. The transcript has 2 exons.
AAACGUCUAAGAACCACAAAUCAAUCCCCUAAAAGGCAGAUGAGUUCCUACUUUUUAAACUCUUUCUCAGGUCGCUAUCAAAAUGGCCACGAUUAUCAGUUGCAGAGUUAUGGGAAUGCCUCGUCUGUGGGCGAGCAUUUUAGGGAGUCGACGAUGCUUUCCGCCAGGUAUGGCUAUGAUUACACUGGGAUAGACCUCAGCAUGACUCGUUCUAACUCAAAUCUUCGUGGAGACAGUGAAAGGUCUACUAACUACAUGCAGACAGCCAGUAACACCUUUCAUAGUUCCUCUGGUGCGAGAACUAAGUCUCCUGAUCCUGCGUUCUGCUCAGGAUCUUUAAUAAGCCCAUCAGACAGUACUAUUAAAACGGGGACUACAAUCACAGGGCCAAGUCAUUCAUACCGCGGUGGUCAGGACACAUCACCGGUAACCGAUGAGCAUCUUAAGGGAACGAACAGCCCCAAACCAGAAAGUGGGCAACUAGACAAGGAUUCAGCACAGCAGAUGCAGAUAUACCCAUGGAUGAAAAAGCUUCACCUUAAUCAAGAAGGCUUAAGUGGACCAGAAGGAAAACGAACGAGAACAGCUUACACUCGCUAUCAAACCCUAGAGCUGGAAAAAGAAUUCCAUUAUAACAGAUACCUUACACGACGCCGGCGGAUAGAAAUCGCUCACGCCCUGUGUCUGACCGAAAGACAAAUUAAAAUAUGGUUCCAAAACAGAAGGAUGAAAUGGAAAAAGGAUAAUAAAUUGAAAAGCAUCAAUAUCAGCCCUCCAGGAGGGCCCUAGCUGGUUACACCUAACUGGCUAUAUUAUUGUCCUUUACGUUGCAAUGGGAAAGGUUGCUUGGCUACAUAAAAUACUAUGUGAGAUACAUUGAUAUCGUGUGGGUUCAACGUCUCGUCAUCAAUACACUUUAUCAGUUGGCAUCAACAGAUGUUAAAAUCUUGUUAAAAAUAUAUAUAUAUUUAUAAUAUCUAUGCCUAAAUUUAGAUCAGAAGAGAGAACA